Procambarus clarkii (red swamp crayfish) is the source of this 7578-nucleotide messenger RNA. The record is from RefSeq and is a predicted model, not a curated record. Lineage: Eukaryota; Metazoa; Arthropoda; Malacostraca; Decapoda; Cambaridae.
ACUGUUACCAACACCCAGUAAGACGGGCUGAACGAGGUGACGGCGGAGAUGAGCCUUCAGGUGCGACUGGUGACGGAGGCGAUGCUCUUCAACUCCGUGACGGUGCGUAUGGCGGAGAUGACCCAGGAGGCCUUCCUCUCCCCUCUCCUCUCAUACUUCAUCGACGGCCUCGCCGCCAUCAUUCCCUGCCCCAGGGAGAAUAUCUUCAUCUUCAACAUUCAGGAUGAUACUGAUGUGGAGGCACGUAUCCUAAAUGUGAGCUUCUCGGCUAAACGUCCUGACAUCCCUGGUGAGGAAUUCUACCCUCCACAGUACCUGAGGGAGCGGGUCUACCUCCACCGUGCUGACCUCGUCAAGCUCUCUACUGUCCAGGUGCUACCGUUUGAUGACACAUUGUGUGUACGGGAGCCCUGCCUCAACUUUGAAGAGUGUUUAAAUGUUCUGAAGUUUGGCAAUGCUUCUGGCUUCAUAUCAUCCAGCAGUAUUCUCUUCCGCCCAAUCUACCCUGUCAACACCUUCGCCUGCAGGUGUCCUAAGGGAUUCACUGGGAUGCGUGAGCACUAUGAGUGUGACACAGAAGUUAAUCUGUGCUACAGUAGCCCCUGUGGCAACCAUGGCACCUGUAUGCGACGUGAGGGUGGCUACACCUGCGUCUGUCUGCCUGGAUACACUGGUAAGAACUGUGAGGUAAACAUGCUAAGUGGGGCAUGUGUUGAUGGUGUGUGUGUACAUGGCAGCAAGUGUACAGGUGUGGCUGGCAGUGGGGGAGGUGCAGGUGGCUUUACCUGCACCAACUGUAGUCGUUCUCUCUACCACACUUCAACUUGUGAACUGAGGUCUCGACGGUUCUCCAAAGGCUCCUUCCUGACCUUCCCAGCACUUAAGCAGCGACACAGACUCAACAUCAAGAUCAGCUUUGCAACGCGUGAGCCAGAUGGAUUACUCCUGUAUAAUGGACGCUACAAUGAGAAGCAUGACUUUGUGUCCCUAGAAGUAGUAGGUGGGGCUGUUGAGUUCUCCUUUAGCUUGGGAACAACCACUACCAAAGUCUCUGCAUCCCUUCCUGGUGGUGUGGAUGAUGGUGAAUGGCACACCAUCUCUGUAGAUUAUUACAACAGGAGUGCAACUAUCAGUGUUGACAGCUGUGACACAGCUCUGUCCAUCAGGUUUGGUGAGAAGAUUGGCGACUACCAUUGUGCCAACACAACAUCUCAGAUUCUGGACCCCAGGUGUGCCAUCCUCACUCAGGCGUGCCAUCGAUUUUUAGACGUGACAGGUCCAUUGCAGGUUGGUGGGCUCCCUGCCCUACCGACCACUUACCAAGUCAAGCACCAACAUUUCCAUGGCUGUAUAGCAGAUCUCUAUAUUGACCAUAAGUUCAUUGAUCUUACAUCGUUUGUAGCAGACAAUGGGACAUUUCCAGGAUGCCCGGAGAAGAAUAGUUUCUGCCGAUCCCACCCAUGUCAGAAUGGAGGCUCCUGCAGAGAAACCUUCGGCACCUACAUAUGUUCGUGCCCAGAUGGCUGGGGAGGAAAAGAUUGCUCACAAGGUGUGGAGGUUGUAAAGCAGUUUACAGGUGAGGGCUUCCUAGUGUUCAGCCCACAGUUGCAGACCAUUCAGCUGCCCUGGUUCAACAGCCUUUCCUUCAGGACACGAGAGCAGUUUGGGCUCCUAAUGAUUACAGUUGUUGGCCAAAAUGCCAACAGUAUCAUUGAGCUGGUAGAUGGUUACAUCCAGUAUCGCUACGAGAAUGCAACAAUCAAGAUGACAGAUGCUAGAGUUGAUGAUGGACUAUGGCACAAUGUUGAGGUCAAGUGGAUGAGUGGGGAGGUGUGGAUUAACUUGGAUUAUGGCAACCAUGAAAUCACAGUCAGAGUAGAUGCCCAUAUAGCCAACCUGUACAUUGGGAAGGUGUCUGUGGGAGGUGUUCAGCCCUCUGACCCAGCCAAGGUCACAGGCUUCAAGGGCUGUAUCAAGGAUGUGCGUGUAGGCAGCAGCAAGAAUGCUUGGCUUCGUCCCACUCACGAGGAUGGAGUGCGUGAUGGAUGUGUUGCAUCAGACCCAUGCACAUCCCGCCCCUGCCCACCAAACUCCCAGUGCAUUAAUACCUGGCAGGGUUAUGAAUGUCAGUGCAAUAAGGGCUACUAUGGUGAAAAAUGUGCUGAUGUUUGUCACUUAAACCCAUGCAGCAACAAUUCCACCUGUGUUCAUGAUAUACACUCGCCUAAAGGGUACCGUUGCGAGUGUCCUACAUAUGAGUUCUCUGGUGAGUACUGUGAGAUGGUACUGGAUCAGCCAUGUCCAACCAACUGGUGGGGCUAUCCUGUGUGUGGCCCAUGUCACUGUGAUAUCGAUAAAGGUUAUGAUGGAGACUGUAAUAAGACAAGCGGAGAAUGCCAUUGUGAAGAAAACCACUAUCAGCCUGAUGCAUCUGCGGCUUGUUAUGAUUGUGACUGCUACUUGGUUGGGUCAUAUGGUGGUUCAUGUGAUCCUGUUACUGGCCAGUGCCGCUGUCGUCCUGGGGUCAUUGGUCGACGAUGUGAUCAGUGUGCAAAUGCCUUUGCCCAGGUCACCAUUAUGGGCUGUGAAAUUGUGUAUGAUGGAUGCCCUAAGAAUUUUGCGGAAAUGAUUUGGUGGGAAGAGACACCAUUUGAUGGUACAACAAUGCAACAGUGUCCUUAUGGUGCCCAGGGUCAAGCUUCUCGAGUUUGCCACAGAGAAAUUGGAUGGGGACCUCCAGACAUGUUCAAUUGUGUUUCGGACACUUUUAUUGAGCUGCGGGACUUGCUUGAAAGCUUAGAAAGUCAAGAACUGGAGAUCACAACAUACCUGGCAGUGAAAAUCUCUGAGGACCUAAACUAUGCCUGCUCUGUCACACCUGCCAUGUGGGGCUCAGAUGUUCUUAUUGCCUCACGUCUCCUGAUCCUGUUGCUGGAGUAUGAAACUCACCAGGAAGGACUUAAUCUAACACACCGUCAAGACCGACACUACAUUCAAAAUCUAGUGGAAUCAGCAUCCGUAAUCCUACAACCAGUUUAUGCCCCACAUUGGCAGAGAAUCAAUGGUGUGGAGGGUUUUGGAGCAGACUCCCUGCUGACAAAGAUGGAUGAAUAUGUAGCUACCCUAGCCACCAGCCAAAGCGAUACUUACACAACUCCUUUUGAAAUUCCUACCAAACAUGUUGUGUUCGGAAUGGACACAGUAUCGGCAGACGAGUUAUACGGGUACAGUCAGUCAGGAUUUGUGGUGGGUCACGAUGACAGAGUGGACCACGUAAUCAUUCCUGAGACAUCUUCUCUAGUAGAUAAGCAUUACCCAGGUCAAGGUCAAGUCUCUGUUAUUAUACCAAAAUACAACAAUUACCUCAAGAACCAGCAGACAUGGGUCCACAGCACCAAUAUCCGCAUCCCUCUCUCAUUGGUUGGCAUUCCAGAUGUUAAGCAGGAUGAGACCUCGACCUCAGGCACACUGGGCAGUACUCGUGCAGUGGUCAGCUAUGUCGUGUUCCGUUCUCUGGGCAUAUUACUUCCUGAAACUUAUGAUGUGGAUGUAGAGCAGCGAUGGGGCGUUGGCUUAGCUGUACGUUCCCCAGUCUUUACUGUAGCUGUCCACACCUCUGAUGGAGGACUGAUAGAAAAUAAAAUUAACAUUGAUGUGAGGCUUAGAUUUCGAUUGGGCCAUGUUGGGAAACGGGCCAACCCUCAAUGUGUCACUUGGGUUACAAAACUUGAAAGUAGUGAAGGGGUGUGGACACGUGAUGGGUGCGAGACCAGUGAACCAGAGCAUGGCUAUGGUGACUACAUUAACGACACCUUCAUUAACUGUACCUGUAACCACCUCUCCAGUUUUGCUGUCAUCCUUAAUGAUGCCGAGGCAGAAUUCCUGGCUGAGCCAUCUAUCGCAGAGGAUGUGACCACAUACACAGGACUGGUGUUAUCACUGGUGUUGCUCCUGAUGGCUUUUAUUGCCUUCUGUAUGCUACGAGGUGCACAGACCAACUCCAAUACCAUCCACAAGAACCUCACUGCCUGCCUUUUUCUGGUGCAACUCCUUUUCCUGGCUGCACUCAAGAUCAGACACAUCCUUGUGCAGCAAGAGUUCCCAUGUAAAUUGGUGGCUAUUGGCCUACACUACUUCUGGCUGUGUGUGUUCACUUGGCUGUUGAUUGAGGGUGUCCACCUAUACCGAAUGCUGACAGAGAUGAGGGAUGUGAACCAUGGCCAGAUGCGCUUUUACUACUCCUGUGGCUAUGGUCUUCCUGCCAUCAUUGUAGGAUUGUCUGUGGGAGUCAGGGCAGACCAGUAUGGCAAUUACUUCUUCUGCUGGUUGUCCAUUUAUGAGUCUGUGGUGUGGGCAUUGGUUGGGCCUAUCUGUGCUAUUGUCAUAAUUAUCCUCCUUGUGUUUGUCAUGGCUAUCCGUGCCUCACUCACGCUCAAAGGUCAUGUGGAAGGAUUUGGCAAUCUGAGGACUCUCCUGUGGUUAGGGAUUCUGUUCCUACCACUGCUAGGUGCCACCUGGGUCCUGGCCGUCUUGUCCGUAUCAGAGGACCUUGAAAUUCUCCACUACUUCUUCUCUGUAUUCUCGCUCCUGACUGCAGUAUUUAUUCUGGUGGGAUACUGCCUCUUGAACAGUCGUGUCAGGGACUCUCUCUACUUCAUGUUCCUCACCUGUACUGGGAAGAAGGUGCCAUACCAAGAGUCACUCAGUGUCACCAGAACCUCUGUAGUGUCUCGUUCUGCUCUGACAUAUAACGAUGACUUCAACAUUCUGCGUCGCAACAUUGGAAUUUCUACUGCCAGUACAACAUCACGUUCCACCUGCAAGACUUCCAGUUCCCCUUACAGUCGGGGUGAAGGAGCAAUUGCAGGAGGACGGGUUGCCUCUUCCAGCACUCCUAGCAACUACAAUUCUAAUACAGAUCUUAACUCUCAGUCUGUCAAAUCGCCUUAUGCUUACAAUGACUCUACUAUGUUCCACAGAAAGCAUGGUGCUACAGGGCGCAGCAGCAGUAAGCAUCGGGAGAGCGAGAGUGAGAGUGAGUUGAGCCUGGAUCACCGAUCCUUGGACCUAGCAUCUUCGCACUCUAGUGAUGAAGAUGAUACAACUACACACAAUGGCACCCUUAGAGUCAAUGAAAGAAGGACCAACCCUCCACCAGAAGUUCCGCCUAAGCCAUCUAGUUAUCUGCCCAACAUCUACGAUCUUGACACAACCGCAGAAGCACUUCCCCCUCCACCUCCUGGCAUGAUUGGUGGAUCUGGUCCUACAGGGGCUGCAGGGUCCCCUCUCCUACAUAAUAUACGCCCUCUCUAUGCCACACAUUGGUCCUCUCAGCUCCCACCUGCAUACCCAGGGAUUUAUAAAGAACAUAAUGUGACCUCCCCACUUUGGGCAAGUGAGAGACUAUCCACUACGACAGCAUCAGAUAACGAGAUGCCAGAUAAAGCAGACAACCUGCGGGUGGAGUCUCGUCCCUCCUUGUCUCGCUAUAUGGACCAGGCUCGCAAUCGAUAUUCUCCGGCUGAGAACCAGUUUGGAACCUAUUCACCAAGCACAAAGCAUCGCUACUCUCCAGACACCAAAAAGUUCUCUACUGUAGAUUCUAGACGCUACUCACCAGACACCAGAAGAUACUCGCCAGAUGUUUCUCAGUUGCACACACACAGUAAUUCCUACUUGCAAGAAAGUCCAUACUCUCAUGAUGUCAAAGGAAUAUCACCCGAGAACCUUGUAGUACGAACAGAGUCUCGUGCAAGCAGAUCAAGUAUAGAUAGUGCUGACAAAAAGCGCUAUUCGCCAUCCAACCAGCAGCAGCAAGUUGUCUAUACACCACAGAGUCAAAAGCAGUUCCUUCACAACUUAGCAGAAGACCCAAGUCCUGAGGCUCUACCAGCACCAGUGGUGAGCAGUGUGGGUGGGGGGGACAACAUGAUGGAAGUAAACAACCUCAACAUAUCUCCUUCCGACCCCCCUCCACCUUCGCCUCCCCCAACCCUUCCGGCAGCCCUUGUCGCCACCCACAAGAUCUCCGCCAUUACUCUAGGCAUCUCUGACUCUGACAAAGAAAACACUGAAACCACUGUCUGACAGACAAAAGGGGACAUCGCAGAGUCCCAGCAUGGAUGAAUAAUCAACAGGUAACGUGUGUGUGUGUGUAUAUAUAUAUAUUCUAUUAUAUAUAUAUAUACAGGUAUAUAUAAGUAAAAAUGCAGAUAAUUAUACACAUCAGAGGAAAUAUUUUACCCUUAUGUUUUAAAGGUAAUAGAAUCAAAAGAAAAUGUAAUUUAUUACUGUACAUGUAACAUUUUUAGUUCAAAUAAUUUGUAGUUGGCUGAUGUUUAGAGCAAAUUUUUUAUCUUAUUAAUAAGUUAACAUUUCAGCUUAAGAUCUCAUUUUUAUAUACUGUACUGUACUGUAUUUACCAGUACUUUAAAAACAUGUCAUUAUUUGUAAAUCUGCUCAACCUAUGUUAUUCAUCAUCUUCAAUAAUUAACACUUGCAAAGUUUAAAUAGUAUGAUGCAAAGUACAAAAUGCAGAUAUAUGGGAAUCCACAAAGAUGUGAAUAUUAAGAUCGCAGCCUUAGUUGCAGCAAACCCUGUGUCCAAUCAUAUAUACUAGAAACGAUAUAAAACAUGUUCAGUCUGACUAUACUGUAAUCACCAGCAAGUUUACAUUCGUAUCAUUUGUGAACAGUAGUGUGCAAUUCUACUCAAAAAAAUCUUUUGAAAAAACACACCUUUAGUGAUUAUACAAGAGGAUUUAGACAAUAUAAUAUGUCUCAAUUUUGCAUGUUGCAUUUUUUCUAUAGUUGUAUAUAGCAAUUAUCAUUGUUGGCAAUAUGUAUACGAAUGGUAUAAGCUUAAUGGAUUUUGAUUGUGUGAUUUCUUGAAAUGUGAUCUCGGUGUCCAACUUGAACAGUCUUGUUUUUAAUCUAGGAUCACAAUAGUGUUCCAUGAAAAUACUCUGUAGUGUGUUUCAGGUAAUUCAUAAAAUAGAUGAAGAGAAAUUAAAGGACAGGCUUAUCCAAAGAAGACAAGUUUGAACUCAUAAUCUUGUUUUAAACUAAUAAGUAUACAAAACAAACCAGUGCAAUGAUGUAUAUAUGUGAAAAGCUCCAGGAGCAUUUGGUCUAUACAUUGUAUAGUGCUCUAAAUGUACUCAAUGUAUACAAAAAGACUGUGUGUGUGUAAAUUUUCCUGUAUAUAUUUAUUAAUAUUAAUUGUCCAUGAGCAAAUUUUUCAACACCAUAUGCUUCAACAAAAUAGUGUUUAAUAGGGUAGUGAUAUGUAACCCUAAAUGUUUUGUUGUAAUGCACAGUGUGUUAAACAUUGUUUUCCUUAUUGAGCAAUGGCAUUGAUCUCAGAGGAGCUGCCAAAUGUUUACUUGUACAAGUUAAUGGAAUGCUCACAUAGAGCCAUUCACUUCCUACUUCAGUCCAAUUGUUACUAUUGCUCUUUAAAUCUCUUAUGGGAUUUUUGUUAACUUGUGUAAUUUGCAAGUUGUAUAUUAUUAUUUUGCAGUACAAAAAUCUUUGUGUAAAUAUUUAUGUAAAUAUUUUAAUAAAUGUAAAGAUGUCA